GAAAUAGAAAAAGGGGAAAGCGCGUGUAUGAUGAAUGAUGAGAGUGAGAUCUCCUGAAGGAAAGGGUGGACUCCCACUUCCCAACAGAACAAAAAGGUCGCAGGCAGACUAUAUUUUUCCUCUCGAGAUUUCUCCCGCUCUCUCCAUGGGUUGUACGGGAUCCACGCGCGCCAAAGGAGACGAGAGUGCAAAGAAAAUUCGGAAGCCAAAACCUUGGAAGCAUUCUGAAACGAUUACGAGGACACAACUUAUGCAGUUGCGAGAUGAAUUCUGGGAUACCGCUCCUCACUAUGGUGGUAGGAAAGUUUUGCGAUACAAUUUGGACUUGGCAAUUGGUAUUGGAGUUCAAAAUUAUCAAGUUAAUUACUAUUUGUAA
Molecule: messenger RNA, 376 nt
Organism: Pistacia vera
Lineage: Eukaryota; Viridiplantae; Streptophyta; Magnoliopsida; Sapindales; Anacardiaceae
Product: ubiquitin domain-containing protein 2-like
Exons: 4
Coding region: 35-376 (113 amino acids)
Source: RefSeq, a predicted model, not a curated record